UUGUCCUUUCUUUGGGUGCGCGGGUGCCCGAUGCAGCUGCCUCGGCUAAUAAGCCAUUCCUGAAGGGAAGGGAUUCCCCCCACCCUCCCGAUUUACGAAAGGGGAGACAGCGCGCCCGAGGAUCUGCAUCCUACAUGCUCGCGAUCUGCAGGUGGAUUUGCUCCCUCCGCGCAGAUCCCGAAGGGCGUCUGAAGCUCCCGGAUAGCUUUGGGGAGAGAGACACUCGCUGCAGUUCGGUUUCUGGCUGAUUUUAACGUGCCAGCCUGUCUCGGCUGACAGGAUCUGUCUCGUAAACUUCUACGCCGCGGGGUGCGCUUUCCGCUUGCAAAGAAAAUGGGACAAAAGCCUCGCGCGGGUUCGGUUUAAAAGAGAAUUGCUACUAUCUUUCUUGACGGUGAUGUCCACUGCAUAGGCAGACCGAUAAGAGAAGCAGCUUUCUGUAAAACCACCACGUUGGAAUCAACAGCUCAAACAGGGAUAAUUUACUGAAGGGACAAUAGGGUUCAAUUGAGAAAAUUCUCUCCUGUGCCGUUGUAUUUAUUGGAGGUUUGAAAUAGAUAAAAGUAGAUACUUUGCUUCGAGUAGGGUUCUCUCUUAUAAAUGGUUGAGUGUUCACUUGCUUGAAUCGGAUUCCAGUGGUUAUUUAGGCAAGGGGUGUCUGGUCUGUCUGAGAUAUAUUAUUGUUCGUUAAAAGGAUUGUUAAACGGAGAGUAAAUUUUCUGCAUGGUGCUCAUGUGUGUAAAUAUAAUGCAUAUAUAUAAACAUGCAAUGCAUUCAAAUCUCUAAAAAAGAUUAUCUUUUUUAGAGAUUUGAAUGCAUUGCAUGUUUUGCUGAUCUGUUGAUCUGUAUACAAGCAAUGUGGUUAUGAUGUUAUUUUCUCUGACACUUUUUGCCCUUCGAUUUCUAAAUACCUCUAUUAUAUAUAUUUUCCUAGGAGUCUGUUUUAUUAAAGUUAUUAGAACAAUAUUGUGUAAAAGAGAAUAUAGAAGCUUGUAAGAUGUUGCAAAAAUAAUGUCCUGGAUUUUUUACAGUGCAAUCAGAUACAUAUGUAUUGAGAAGUAAAUCCCAUUAAGUGUGUUGAGGAUGACACACAAGAUUAAGUAUCUAGGUUGUUUUUCUUAUUAUAUAUAAAAAAGGUUAGAUAUCUGGGAUUGUCUGAACAUUUUUCUGUUUAUUUAUUUAUUUAUUUUGCUUUUUCAUAGGAUUGUUUUAAACAUAUGUUAGAAAUAUGGCCGUGUCUCUCAUUAUAAAAUGGGGCGGGCAAGAAUUUUUAAUAACCACCUUGUCAGAAGAGGACACAGUGUUGGAUCUCAAGCAAUCACUCAAAGGACUUACAGGAGUGCUACCAGAACGCCAAAAACUUCUGGGACUUAAAGUAAAAGGCAAGCCAGCAGAAAAUGAUGUGAAGCUUGGAUCGUUAAAAUUGAAACCAAAUACUAAAAUCAUGAUGAUGGGGACUCGUGAGGAAAGUUUGGAAGAUGUCCUCGGGCCACCUCCUGAUAAUGAAGAUGUAGUCAAUGAUUUUGAUAUUGAAGAGGAAGUUGUUGAAGUAGAAAAUCGGGAGGAAAAUCUGUUGAAAAUCUCCCGCAGAGUUAAGGAGUACAAAAUAGAAAUACUGAAUCCUCCAAGAGAAGGGAAGAAAUUGUUGGUCCUUGAUGUUGACUACACAUUGUUUGAUCACAGGUCAUGUGCAGAAACGGGAAUUGAGCUGAUGAGGCCCUACCUUCAUGAGUUUCUGACCUCUGCUUAUGAAGAUUAUGAUAUUGUAAUUUGGUCUGCAACUAAUAUGAAAUGGAUUGAAGCCAAAAUGAAAGAGCUGGGAGUAAGCACCAAUGCAAACUACAAGAUAACCUUCAUGUUGGAUAGUGCUGCCAUGAUAACUGUGCACACUCCAAGGCGAGGCUUAAUUGAUGUGAAACCUCUAGGGGUUAUAUGGGGCAAAUUUUCAGAGUUUUACAACAAGAAAAAUACUAUUAUGUUUGAUGACAUUGGUCGAAAUUUUCUGAUGAACCCACAGAAUGGACUAAAGAUAAAACCCUUCAUGAAGGCACAUUUAAACAGAGAUAAAGAUAAAGAGCUUUUAAAACUUACUCAGUAUCUCAAGGAAAUAGCAAAAUUAGAUGACUUUUUGGAGUUGAACCACAAACACUGGGAAAGGUACCUCUCAAAGAAACAAGGACAGUAAUUUUAAUUUUGUGAUGCUGAAACCAAACAGAAGAUAGAGAUCCUUUGAUCUUGUAUAAGCUAGAAUAAAGUAGUGCUGGACACUGACUUAAUCCACCUGAGUGACUCUUAUACCUGGCCUUUUGGUUUGUGCUGGUCUCUUUCCUGAAGAUCAGUGCUGACAAAAUAAAGGAAAAGUAAACUCAGAGAUAACCUUAUCUCUGAAGCUAUGUAGAACAAUCUCCUUCUUACUGCUAUUGUAGUAUUGCCAAAAGUUUGAAGAUUGUAUUGUUUUUCAGGGGGUGGGGGAUAGAAAAUAAUUAUUCAGUCUAUCAGUACUGUAAAUCGAUUUCCAAAUUCUGAUCUUGACCAUGGAGCCAGUUUUUUUGUAAUCUCAGUUUGAGAAACAAGUAUAUUUCAUGUUAUGGUAUUUAAGUUUAUGAAUUAUAAAUUAUCUGAUUAUGUAAUGGUUUGUUAAGUGUUCCUUUUGUGCAGGAAAGCACUAUCAAGAGGGAAAUAUACUGUCAUGCGCAGAUCUGAAUGACAAGAUCCUUUAUACAAAAUGUUUCAAAUAAGAGAAAAGAUUUAAACCUGAAGAGAACCAGGAUAAACUUCUUAAAAGACGAACAUUUGUUGUUCUGUUCUAAAUCAAUCUUCUUCAGGAUACAAGUGCUGUCAGUGACAACAUUCAGCAAGAAUUGUUCUAAAGCAUUGCAUAAUUUGUGCUGCUUUGGCCCACACUGCGGAAGUAUGAUAAAUAUCGACCGAUAGUCCCUCACUGUGCCGUUCUUAUGCUCAAAAGCAGGUUGCCUGUUUCAAAUUAAGAUAACAAAAUAGUUCUGAAGAAAGUAGAACAGGCAUGCUAAUAUGAAAAAUGAUAAUAAAUGCAUUUC
Molecule: messenger RNA, 3056 nt
Organism: Ahaetulla prasina
Lineage: Eukaryota; Metazoa; Chordata; Lepidosauria; Squamata; Colubridae
Gene: UBLCP1
Product: ubiquitin like domain containing CTD phosphatase 1
Exons: 10
Coding region: 1229-2185 (318 amino acids)
Biological process (GO): protein dephosphorylation
Cellular component (GO): nucleus
Molecular function (GO): protein binding; protein serine/threonine phosphatase activity
Source: RefSeq, a predicted model, not a curated record